Messenger RNA from Aspergillus ibericus CBS 121593, 1422 nucleotides. Its product is annotated as acyltransferase family protein. Gene Ontology annotation, molecular function: acyltransferase activity, transferring groups other than amino-acyl groups. The transcript is spliced from 3 exons. Gene Ontology annotation, cellular component: membrane. The record is from RefSeq and is a predicted model, not a curated record. Bases 1 to 1422 code for a protein of 473 amino acids. Lineage: Eukaryota; Fungi; Ascomycota; Eurotiomycetes; Eurotiales; Aspergillaceae. Gene Ontology annotation, biological process: polysaccharide biosynthetic process.
AUGCGAUCGUUCCAAGACUCGUAUCUCUAUACCGGUCUCCGAGACACUCUCUGGGGCACGUCCACCGCCCAGGGCGAUCCCCGCAAGAGCGUCAAAUGGAUUGAUGGCCUGCGCGGCAUCGCCUCCUUCUUGGUCAUCUUAACCCAUCUCGCCCGUGCCUGGGAUUAUGCCUUGUUUUCGCCUCGAGACGAUGAAGAAGUCCCUCCCCGUGUUCUGCAGUGGCCCGUUCUGCGCAUCCCCUGGCAGGGGCGCAUUGGCGUGACCAUCUUCGCCUUCUUGACGGGCUAUGUGUGUGGUCUGAAACCGAUGAAGCUCUCACGCGCGGGCAACCAUCUAGGGGCCUUUACAGCCGUUGCCAAGAGCGCGUUCCGUCGUCCUCCUCGCCUCAUCCUGCCCGCCACCAUCGCGCUGAUUAUCUCAUGGGCGAUGGCGCAGUCCGGCGCCUUCAACGUCGCCAACCGGUCGGAUUGCUGGUGGUGUCGAUACGCGGCGCCUGAUCUCGAGGACUCUUUCCGCAGCGAAGUCAUCCGACUGGGGCAGAACUUCCUGAGCACUUGGACGACGGGCUACAUGGCAUAUGAUGAUCACCAAUGGGCACUACUCCCGCUUCUGAAGGCCUCGAUGCUUGUCUAUCUCCUUGUCUGUGCGACUAUGUUUGUUCGAUUCCGCUGGCGGGUCGUCAUCUACUCUCUGAUGAUCUUGUACUUUCACCAAGACGCUUCCAAGGACACUGAGACAUUCCAGAUUCAAGCAAUCUACGGCCUCUUCCUCGCCGAUCUCUCUCACUCCUCUACCCUCCCCACCCUCAUUCACGCAUACCCCUGGCUGCGCCGCAUUCUCAUCCUCACCUUCCUCCUUCCCUUGGGCCUCUACGUGGCCUCAUACCCCGGGGAGAACCCCACCUGGUCCCCCUGGUCUGAACAGCUCUUCACCCUCGCCACCUACAUCUUCCCUCCCGAGGUGAACAUCGGCAAACGGUACACCGCCAUUGGCGUGGACCUAAUCAUCGCCGCCAUCUACCUCUCCCCCACCGCCCAACGCUUCCUCUCCUCGGGGCCUCUCCUCUGGCUCGGCAAGCAAAGCUUCGCCGUUUACCUUGUCCACGGCACCCUGCUCCGCACUGUCCUCUGCUGGAUGCUAUACGGGACGAUCUCCGGCGAACCGUGGGUCGAAACCGUCGACGACACCGGCGCCGUGAUUCUCCCGCCGUGGCUGCCCGUGAAAGGCGGAUGGUCGUGGGGAUGGAUCAUCGUCUGGAUUGGGAUCGUCUAUGCGGUUGCGAUGCUGUGGACGGGAUACGUCGAUCCCUGGUGUGCGCGAGUGACCGCUUGGAUCGAGAAGAAGGUGUUCAAUAGUGAGGAUGAGAAAGAUGCACAGGGGGAUCUUGAGGGGGGUCGGAUGCGUAGGAUGGUGGUUGAGUAG